Molecule: messenger RNA, 2106 nt
Organism: Dendrobium catenatum
Lineage: Eukaryota; Viridiplantae; Streptophyta; Magnoliopsida; Asparagales; Orchidaceae
Product: serine/arginine repetitive matrix protein 2-like
Exons: 4
Coding region: 114-2015 (633 amino acids)
Source: RefSeq, a predicted model, not a curated record
CACUCAUUUUUAAAGCAUUGCUUCCUCAGCAAUCCGAAACGAAACGUAUCCUUUUGGAAUCGCCAACCGCUACUUCUCCGUUCUUCCCGUUCUUCCCUUCCACCAGCCAUUGAAUGGCAUCCUCUGCUUCUUCUCAAUUUAAACCAGAAGACGACGAAUCGAAACUGGAUGAUUUGGUCUCCGAACUCCACGCCUUGAAGAAGCUAUAUGGCCUUCUGCAAAAUAACAGCGCCAGGCCCGCUCGACCCGAUCUGCCCACUGUUGAUAUGUUGGAUGAGAAAUCGAGGCGUCUCUUGAGGAAGCUGCUCGAUGGCGCAACUCAGCAAGCUCUUCAGUUUCAAGCAAAGAAAAUUUUCUGCACGCCUGAAUCACUAAAAUCGCAAGCGCAGCUCAACACAAGUGCUUCUAAUAAUGACCUCCAAAAGAAGGCUCCAGAGGCCAAAAGAAACCAAGAACGCGAACCCACACUGCCACCUGAAAGUUCGCCGGAGGCUGCGAAAUCCACUCCAGGGGCCCAAACGAAAAUAACUCACAGUCCAUGUCCAAUAACCGAGCCUACUAGCCACAAGCAUCGGCGAUCCGAAUAUGCGACAGUCCUCCGCAGCCGAGCCAACGAUUCGGCUAGUCUCGACCGCCGUAUAAUGAGGAAGUCAGUUCAGCCAUCUGAAAAAGGUAGCCGCCGUGUACUGUCGAUAAGAAGUGGCGGCUCAGAUCUUCCACCAAGUUCAGAGAAAGACGGCGAGGUUCUUGCUAUGGUUCCAGUCCAGAAGCGUGCGCGGGUCGAACCGUUAGAUCUUCCGAGCCGAGCCACCCUCCAAACUCAAAAACCGGAUCAGGACGACCGCGUCUUGACUCAUCAGAAAAGGGCCAGUAGAAAGCAACUGGGGCCUGAACCGAGCAGUAUCAGAACCAUGCAGCGUACGCAUAGUUCAAAGCGCCAAAGUUCAAGAAGUUUAAUACCAUCUGGAGAUCGGAUUGUUCAGAGGAAUGAUCAAUUGCCAGACAGUAAAACCAGAGUCACAUCCAAUAAACAUAAAAAACAGGGUCGGCUAAACAGGUCGAAGGCCAACACAUUAUCUUCGUCAUCAAAAGAAUCGACUGAAUCUAUUUCAGAUUCGACCCGUUCCACCACGUCCAUCCCAUUGAAUCUGCAAAAGCAUAAUAAGAUAAAGACAAAGACGAACAUAGCGCCUCCGCCGCAGCCGCCGCAACCAACACUAUCGAACCGCAUAGCACGGAGAUCACAAAGCCGUCACCUUUCUUUCCGUUCUCAAACGACUCCGACUGUUCAAGGAAAUAAACAGUCCAUAGAGAACAAAAGCCGGGCUAAAAAGCCUAUCAAACCUGCCCGCCCAAACCGUUCAAGGGCACGGAGGCGUUGCUCAUCCUCGUCGAAUUCAACACGGUCAACCCAGCCCGGCCUGUUGGAUCUGAGAAAGCAGAGCAGAGGAAGGACAAGAGGAAGAAGAGGAGUGCCGCCUCUUGCUUCACUGAAGCCCCCUAUUCCUCACCAUCUGGCUGCAUCUAAAUGGAAGCCACCAACCUCCCGGUCUGCAAGAACCCGAAUGGAGAAGAAGCAAAAGGAGGAAGAGAACGAGCAUGGAAAGAUUAAAAAGUUGUCAAACAAACUUGCCAUCAUUUUCCAUCACCAUCAUCACCACCACCACCACCUUCACGCUGGAGAAGACGACGAAGGCGGUGGCGGUGGCAACAAAGAUCAUGAGAAGUCUAUAUGGAAGUAUUUAAAGGGGUUUCUUCAUGUCAAUAAAGGAAGUGGUGUGCAGCAGGGAAAACUGCAUGGGCAUAAUUUUCGUGUGUUGAUGGGGUGGUUUCUUCAUCAUUUAUGGUGGACGAGACAAAGACGGAGCAAGAAAGUGGAGAGGCCGAGACUAGCAAAGAAGGUGAAGUGGUGGGAUUGGUUUAGGAGGAAAAGAGGGGUUGCAGUCGGCGAGCGACCGAAGCUGCGGCUAGGGCUUAAAGGUUCUCACCGGCGAGCUGGCGAGCGGAAGGAAUGAAGGAGUUUUCCACUGUUCCUCAUUUGUGAUACUUGCUUUUAUUUUCGGACAAGGGCACGAUUUUAUCAAAAGGAGGACAAUCUUCUAAACA